AUGAAUCAAAGCAGCGAAGGAUGUAUGAAAAAGAUUGGCAGUGUGAAUCUUGACAAACUUAUAAAUGACUUCUCACAGAUAGAAAAAAAAAUGAUAGAAAUCAGUGGAAAGAACAACAUACUGGAUAUGCAGUUGGAAAAAGCUAACUGUUUGCUAAAAGUAAUGCAAACAAAGGAGGUCUCAAUUAAAGAAGAAUGUGCUACUCUUCAUGAUAUGAUAAAAGGGCUGCAACAGACUGUUGAAUAUCAUCAUAAUUUGAAAGGUGAAAAUGAACAACUAAAAAGAAAUUCUGAUCUUAUGAAAGAAAAGUUAAAAUCUCAUGAACAGGAAUAUAAGAAUAAUAUUGCCAAACUUAUGAAUGAAAUGAAAAUCAAAGAAGAGGGACAUAAGAUAGAAAUAACAAAACUUUAUCAGGAUAUGCAGAAAAAAGUUGAAUUAAAUGAAGAAAAGAAUAAAGAACUGAUAGAGAAAAAGGAGAUGGAAAUUUCAGAGUUAAAUGCAAAGUUAAGAACUCAAGAAAAGGAAAAACAAAAUGAAAUAGUCAAACUACAGCUAGAGUUUGAUGCCAAGCUAGCAAGAGUUCAAACUAAAGCAAAACCAUAUCCAGAUUCUACUGUUCUGCCACACAGUAUCUACAGAAGGAAGCUUCAACAUCUUCAAGAAGAAAAAAACAAGGAGAUUGCAAUUCUUCGUAAUACCAUUCAUGACUUAGAGCAACGCCUCUCUGUCAGCAAAGAUUCUCAACUUAAACUCGUUGGCAAAGAUUCUCACUUUAAGCGUAGACGGUUUUGAAUAUAGAAGUAAAUUUAUUAGUUGCUAUUUUCUUUAAAAGCAGUUGAAAAUUCAUUUCUGUUGACAAAUAACAUACUACCUAAGUAAUAACAACAAUGACAACAAAAAGACAACUUCAAACUGUUUUAUUGAGUUUAAACAUAGCCAUACUUUUGCCAAUUGUGUACUGCAUUCUUGCUUAAUAGUAUUAACCAUGAAAGAGUUCAGGUUUAUAGGACUUAGUUUACCUAAUGAACCAUCAUUGACUAUGGAAAUACUUUCUAAGCCAUCAAGAGAUAAACAACAUUCUUUUAUCUCUUCCUAUCUUCCACAACUGGCAAUCUCAAAUUUUAAAGAGUAUGAUACAAUACUAGAUAAAGAAAACAAGAUAUAAGGCUUCAUUCUGAUGUGAUAGUAAAAAUCAAGGUAUGAGUCUUAGAUAUAAAAAAGUAUAAAUGGAUAUUUAAAAUAUAAUCAUAGCAAAAUAUUCAUGUGUAAGUAUUUCUGGAUCUGAAAAGAUAGAAUUCACUGUUCUUUAAAGGUUUGAUCUGUUAAAAACAUAAGAUUAAGAAGACAAAGGUAAUAUUGUUUUGAGAAAUAAGUAAA
Messenger RNA from Sus scrofa (pig), 1377 nucleotides. RefSeq names its product coiled-coil domain containing 152 (gene CCDC152). The record is from RefSeq and is a predicted model, not a curated record. Lineage: Eukaryota; Metazoa; Chordata; Mammalia; Artiodactyla; Suidae.